Pyricularia pennisetigena is the source of this 1536-nucleotide messenger RNA. RefSeq lists its product as uncharacterized. Bases 1 to 1536 code for a protein of 511 amino acids. Gene Ontology annotation, molecular function: acetylglucosaminyltransferase activity. The record is from RefSeq and is a predicted model, not a curated record. Lineage: Eukaryota; Fungi; Ascomycota; Sordariomycetes; Magnaporthales; Pyriculariaceae. The transcript has a single exon.
AUGCUUCCAUCACUUCGGUUCCAACGACUGGUACCCGUCGCCUUCAUUGUCCUGGUCUGCUUUUUCUUCCUGGGCUCACGUCUUAAAGAAACGCCGGACCCUGCCCUCGGCGCUCUUGACGGCGCCAUCAGCCGGCCUGAGGGCGCGUCUGACGCACAGUCCCAAGCACAAACUCCAGCGCCACCAUUAACGCCGACGACCCCCGAGACAAAGAGCGACGACGUGGCAGCGAAGCCAGGCCCUCCUCAAUGCGCGUCCGAGAUCGAGCGGCACCGUGCCUUCGGCCUGUCAAGCCAGUUCGUUUACCACAGGCGCUGCAUCAAACCCAAGCAUACGUCCGACGCCCCGAGAGAUGUCGUCACAAAGAUACAGAAGCCGCUCAUCGGCAAGGGCGCCCACAUCAACCUUGAUACCUGUACACAUGACGAUCUCCCGCCAUGCGACCCCCUAACGUUGGAGGUGCCAUUCAAACACCCGGCAAAGAAAUACCCACACCUACUCUUUGGUAUCUCUACCAUAUACAAGCGGUUGGAGGAAAGCCUGCCGGCAUUCGCGACAUGGCUCGCCGGUUCCGAAUCACCUAUGGUGGCCGUGGUGGUGGAUGCGGAGCCUGAGAAUGAGGCGCCCAAGGAUUUCAAGGCCAUAGAGGCUGUGUAUCUCAAGGCAGGUAUCAAGCUGACCUGCGUAAAGCCGCGCAACUCGACUCUCAGUGUGGACCAGAAUCACUUUGCUGUAAUUGAUGACCUCGUCGAGGCCGCCACGCCGGAGAUCAAGUGGAUAGGGCUAUUGGAUGAUGACACAUUUUUCCCUAGUCUGUACAACCUUGAUCAGGAACUUGCAAAAUACGACUACAAGAAGUCGGUAUGGCUAGGAGCCCUCUCGGAGGACUUGGAGGCGAUCCGCAACUGGGGCGUGAUGGCAUUUGGAGGGGCUGGUGUCUUCCUCAGUGUCCCUUUAGCCAAGGAGCUAGCGCCACGAAUUCCAGACUGCAUCAACAACGCUCGCCGCGACACGGGAGAUGCCAUUUUGCGCGAUUGCAUCUUUGACGAAACACAUACCAAGCUUACCACUGUGACGGGACUAUAUCAACACGACCUUCGCGGCGAUAUCUCAGGCUUCUACGAGUCUGGCGUACGCCCGCUGUCCUUGCAUCACUGGAAGUCGUGGUACCAUGCGCCCGUGGACAAGAUGGCCAGCAUAGUAAAUGUGUGCGGCGACUGCUUCCUGCAGAGGUGGCGCUUUGGAAACGACACACUAUUUGCAAACGGUUACUCCAUCACACAAUAUCCCGGGGUUGAGGGUGGCCUCGACAAUCUUGACUUGGAGAGGACAGAGACGACAUGGGUUACGAAUCGCAACGACUUUGACUGGAGUCUGGGACCGCUCCGGGAAAGACUCGCCGAUGGAAAGAAGAAGUCGUACCUCCUGGUCGACAUAAAGAAGUCCGACAUGAACCUGAUUCAGUUUUAUGUUUUCAAAGGCAAAAAGGAGAACCAGGAGAUUGAUGAGCUUGUCGAGAUUAUAUGGGAGUUAUAA